Molecule: messenger RNA, 971 nt
Organism: Vespa velutina
Lineage: Eukaryota; Metazoa; Arthropoda; Insecta; Hymenoptera; Vespidae
Exons: 5
Coding region: 93-869 (258 amino acids)
Molecular function (GO): DNA binding
Source: RefSeq, a predicted model, not a curated record
ACGUCUGUCUGGACUGUAUUCGUUAGCGACAACGCACCGUACACGCUACGGCAACGUUGCGUUUGGGAUUGCGUUCAUUUGCAUCGGCCCUUAUGUUAGAUCGUAAACAAACGAGCAUUAAAACGAGAACGAACGUUGGACACGUCGCGACGCACGUUCUGUAUUGUAUACUCGUGAAUACAGCGGAUUCGCGCGAACGUACAGUCAGUCGUCCGUUGCGUGGCAAUCGUGCUGGCGAAGUAGAAAAAAGAGCUGUAAUAUGGGAUACCUCCAAUGAGUAUUAUAAGGAUAAGAACAAAAAAAAUGCAGCGUGGGAUGAAAUAUGUUCUACUUUAUCGAGAAAUUAUAAAACAGAAUGCCCAACGCAAAAAAAAUUAAUUUUACAAGAUAUAAUAUCGAAAUGGAGAUCCAUCCGGGACAAUUAUAUCCGUAGUUUAAAAAAACAAACCGAGAUUUGUAAAUCUUGUUCGGGUAUAAAAAAAAUGAAACCAUAUAUUUACGGGAACCAAUUAUCAUUUUUAAAGAAAAAUAAAGAAUUGCAACAUACGGAUGAUAAUUCAAAAGAUAAUAUUCAGAAAGUGAUCCAAUAUAAAGAAAUUAGUGAUGCAGAAGAGGAUACUGAAUUAAACAUACAUGGAACAUCCAUUUCUACAACCUCGGUAAUACCAACUAAAAGAAAGCGAUUUGAUAUUGAACGGUCAUUGAUGGACUUCAUGUAUGCUAACAUGACGAGAAAGAGUCCAGUGGAAGAGGACGAAGAUUUGGCAUUUUUUUAUUCAUUACUUUCGUCGGUAAAAACUUUAACUGCGGAUCAAAAAUUUAUCUUUCGCUUGAAAAUAAUGCAAUAUUUGCAAAAUCUCAAAAAUUGAUAUUUCAUAUAGGAUCGUAUAUUUAUCCACCUUAUGUACAUAAAUGUUACUAUGUUAUACUCGUCAAUGUAUAUUCUCUACUUCCUUUGCCAAUUGAUAUUA